Pogoniulus pusillus (Red-fronted tinkerbird) is the source of this 1438-nucleotide messenger RNA. RefSeq names its product galectin-related protein A-like. Lineage: Eukaryota; Metazoa; Chordata; Aves; Piciformes; Lybiidae. The transcript is spliced from 5 exons. The coding region runs from base 30 to 617 and encodes 195 amino acids. The record is from RefSeq and is a predicted model, not a curated record. Gene Ontology annotation, molecular function: carbohydrate binding.
CGGAAACCCACCCCGGUAACUCGCGGGUAAUGCUCUCGCCGCUCCCCACCGCCGCCCGACGCCCCGUCCGACCCUCGGUGGGGAUGGCGGCAGCCACUCGCUCCGGCCCUCACGCUCGCCCGCGGCCUCGCCCUCCCCCGCAAGGGACUACUCCAAGAGAGGCAAGUGUGAGAAGCAAGGCGGCGAUGACGGAGGAAAGGCGUCCUAAAGUGGAGCAAUAUGUUGGUGAAAUUAAAGGUGGCCUGAGACCAGCCAUGAAACUCACAGUCAUAGGAAUGGUGCACUCCAACCCCAAGAGCUUUUCAGUGACUCUGCUCUGUGAUCCAGUGGAUGCAAACAAAGAUGUUGGGCUGCUGUUUACAGUGAACUUCAGUGACAAAUCCAUCACCCGAAAUGCUCGAAUUGCUGGGAAGUGGGGAAGAGAAGAGAAGGUUAUCCCCUACUUCCCGUUCACAGCAGGAGACACAUUCAAGAUGGAACUCUUAUGUGAACACCAGCAAAUACGGGUCCUGCUUGAUGGACGGCAGCUCUGUGACUUCACUCACCGCAUUCAGCCUCUCAACUUAGUGAAAGCUUUGCAGAUCACAGGGGACAUCAAGCUUACCAAAGUGGCUUGAAGAACAAAGGGAACCACAAUAUCACCAGAGGACAGAGGCAAAUGUAUUUUCUCCUAUCUGAGAAACAUUUUGUCUUUGUUCCUUGGCUGAUUCUAGAGAGUGGGAACUGUGUCUUUUUCAUUUACUGGUGUGUUUUGAAACAUACACUUCUUUCUGGUUUUCAGUUGCUUUCAGCAAUUGGACAGCUAUGGCUGGCCCAGGUAAAUCAGACUGCCUUUGCUGAAAUACUUUCUCAGCCCCCAAAGUGCAAGAUUUCUGAUGCUAUGAUCCCCUAACCCUCACACAUGCCAGCUCAUUUGAGCUCAGCAUUCUGCAAUGGGAUGGCUAUCACUCUUACAACAAGAACUAGGCAGGAUGCAGGUGGUGGGACUGAGGAAAGAGAAGCACAUUUCCUUAUAAGUGAGAAUAAGGGAGUCUGGCAGGCCCCAGCAAAGCUCAUGUUAUCAAAAAGGAAUUGCUUUUCCUGGCAGCUUGGCUCGGUCAGCACAAAGUUAUCCACACUUCUCAGCAAUAAACCCAGCAAUAAAUACCCUAGCAGCAUUCCUGUCUGUUGUGGGCAGCAUUCUUGUGAAUUCAAAGGUCUCAACAGUUGUGGCUUUCACAGCCUUCUCUGGAUCAGCCCUAGCAAAUGGUAUCUGUGGCUGAAACCACAGUGCCCAUUUUUGUAUCUACUUCAGACUGCAUCUUUGCUGACAAAGUUCUUUACCAGCUCUUAAAUAUUUGAAUGCCUGUGAGUGUUGUGCUGUCAUUUCAUUGGUGUAGAUUUAGACAGAGGUCCUAAAUACAUGGCUAUUCUAAUACAUAUCCAUGCAUGUAUCAUA